CUCAAGUCUUAUCUGAUUUGCCCUCGGGUCAAAGCCAGGUGCAGAGGGAACUCCCAUUCUCCGAAGGGCAGCCUUCAAGGAGGCAGAACCAGAAUCCAGGACACCUUGGGUGACAGCCUGUCCCUGCAUUCUGCACCCCAGCCGCUGGGCCGCACGAACCAGCCGAGCAGUGAUGGCCUCUGAAGCCAGGAGCCCGCAGCUCCUCCCUGCCCUCCUGCUCCUGCUCUGGCUGCCCACCAGCCUGGCUCACCACAGCCCCCCACCCCGGGCGGGGGCCCGCACCCACACCGCCGGGACCCCGCGCUGCUACUCGGCGGAGGAGCUGCCCCUGGGCCUCGCCCCUCCCCACCUGCUGGCUCGAGCGGCCAAGUGGGAGCAGGCGUUGCCGGUGGCGCUGGUGUCCGGCCUGGAGGCGGCGGGCCGCAGGAGCCGGCGCGCGGGGCCCCCGGCCGGGGACCAGUGCCGUGUGCUGCAGCCUGAGGAGGUGCUGGAAGCUGACGUCCACCAGCGCUCCAUCUCGCCCUGGAGAUACCGCGUGGACACGGACGAGAGCCGCUACCCCCAGAAGCUGGCCUUCGCCGAGUGCCUGUGCAGGGGCUGCAUCAGCGCCAAGACGGGCCGCGAGACGGCCGCGCUCAACUCGGUGCCGCUGGCCCAGAGCCUCCCGGUGCUGCGCCGUCGGCCCUGCUCCCGGGAUGCGGCGGGGGUGCCCACGCCCGGGGCCUUCACCUUCCACACCGAGUUCAUCCGAGUGCCCGUGGGCUGCACCUGUGUCCUGCCCAGGUCGGCCCGGUGAUCA
Molecule: messenger RNA, 799 nt
Organism: Kogia breviceps (pygmy sperm whale)
Lineage: Eukaryota; Metazoa; Chordata; Mammalia; Artiodactyla; Physeteridae
Source: RefSeq, a predicted model, not a curated record